Messenger RNA from Cololabis saira (Pacific saury), 5135 nucleotides. RefSeq names its product zinc finger protein 628 (gene znf628). Bases 503 to 4777 code for a protein of 1424 amino acids. NCBI's taxonomy places the organism in Eukaryota, Metazoa, Chordata, Actinopteri, Beloniformes, Belonidae. The transcript has 9 exons. The record is from RefSeq and is a predicted model, not a curated record.
GGGCGGAGGACUGCUGUUAGUUUGCGCUGUGUUUAUUGUUAAGGUUGUGUGGAUUAGCACUGCGGUACCAAGUUUCCUAUCACAACCAACAUCCCCAAACGAGCUUUAAAAACACCAAAAGAUGCGCGGACUGAUGUGAGCACCGCACUGCGGGGACGGACGGGUCUGAGCUCGGACUGACGGCCAGAGGAAAGACCGCCGGGAGGAGGACCAGCUCCAGACAGGAGGGCGGGAGGGACGAGCAGGAGGAGGAAUCUAGAGAGUAUUCCUACCAGGAGUCACCAAGUUAUAACACUCUUUAUUUCCAUGUCAUUUUAAGUCAGAUUUGCGUCCAUCUCAUUUCUUCCCACGGGCUUUUCCCCAGCUACUCACAGGGGAAUGAUUUGUUUUAAAGACAAAGAAGAAAAUAUGAAUGAAGAAAAAGAUGAAAGACAAACCAUGAUACCAAAAUAAAACGAAUCCCUACUUGUUUCCGAGGAGCUCCCCAGAUUUAGAUCUGGUAAUGGCCAACUCUGUGGCCUUAGUGGUGCAAGCAGAACUCCUGCCGCCUCAGUCCACUGCAGCUCUAUCUCCCUUCCCCUCACUUCUUGGCUCAGGAGAGGAUGGAGAGGAUGACAGGGAGGGAGACAAGGGCGUAGUAGAUGGUGGAGAGGAGGAGGAGGUGGUCCUUGACAUGGUGACGUCAUCGGUGCCAGGUGCUGCUCAGCAGCCCGAGCAAACGGAUCAUCCCUUUCAGUGUCUUGACUGUGGCAAGAGCUUCAGGUGGUCGUCCAGGCUCACACACCACCAGCGGAGCCACAACAAUGAGAGACCCUACCGCUGCAACCUCUGCCCCAAGGCCUUUAAGGGCUCAUCUGCCCUGCUCUACCACCAACGGUCUCACUCAGGGGAGAAGCCUUAUAAAUGCCAAGACUGCGGCAAAGCCUUUAAACGCUCAUCUCUCUUACAGGUCCAUCAGAGUGUCCACACUGGAGUCCGAACCUUCUUGUGCCCGUAUUGUCCCCUGACGUUCAAGUGGAGUUCUCACUACCAGUAUCAUCUGCGCCAGCACACUGGCGAGUGCCCGUACCCAUGCGACACUUGCCCCAAGGCAUUCAAGAACUCAAGCAGCCUGCGACGACACAAGAACGUUCAUCUUGGUCUCAAGCCUUACACAUGCUCUGUGUGUAACAAAUCCUUCACUCAGUCCACUAACCUGAGGCAGCAUAUGAGGAUACAUACAGGCGAGAGGCCGUACAUCUGCAGCGAGUGUGGCCGAAGCUUCACACAUUCAUCAAACCUGGCUCUGCACAAGAACUCUCACUCCAACAAUGCAGGAGCAAAGGAGGGAAAGAGGGGAGAGGAUGGAAGGAAAGGAAAUGAGGUAGUGGAGGUGGUAGUCGGGACAGAGGAAGUAACAUCAUCAAUGUUGACAGACAUGGUGGGAUUUGUGAGCCAGGAAGGAACUGAUGGAGUCGGGGUGGGGAUGGAAGAAGUAUUCCUGUCAACCACCUCGUCUGGUCCCAAUCCAAGCCUUCUCCCACAGCUCACCCUUGCUCCCUCUGGACAGAAUGUGUGCUCAUCGAGGCCCAUUGGAACAGAGGUUCACCUGAGCACUGGCGCUGGGACCAGUGUGCUGCUGUACAGCUGCGGCAGCUGCAGCAACACUUUUAGUACACGAACGGAUCUCGAGGAGCACCAGGCCAUCCACAUGGCUCCAGAGGAACACGUGGCCAGUGCGGAGGCAGGGCAUGGGCCAGGCAUGGAGGUUGGGGAUGGCCUUGUAGGCGCUGGACACCUGCUGGCUGACUUUGAGGAGGUGGUGGAGACUACCACUGUGGGUGAAAGUGGACACUCAACAGAGGUGCUCCUCAGCUUAGCGGAGGGAGCAGAUGGCAGUAAUGCAAAUGUGGGCACCACCCAGGCCCAGUUUGACCUGCUGCAGAGCUUCACGGAGGUGACUCAGAGCUCUGAGGCCACUCAGCCAGAGGCCAGAACCACAUGGGCAGGGCUGUCAUGUGGCUACUGCAAUAAGACCUUUAAGACUAGUGGAGGCCUCAAUAGACACAUGUCACUGAUGCAUUCUCUUUCAUCACAGUCCCGUUCCCAGUUCAGCUGCUCCGCCUGCGACCGCUCGUUCCCUCUUCUCUCCUCACUCCUCACCCACCAGCACUCGCACACCCCAGAGCAGCGCCUCCUGGCCGAGGCAGAGGCUGAGAUUGUGUGUCCUCCGUCCCUUUCGCUGUCUCUCCCCCUGCCCUCCUCUCCCAGCCAGGCCGACAAGCAGCCGGAGGGCCAGAGGGAGCUCCAAGUUGACAUCAUUGCAGUCGGCGAGGAGCAAGAGGAACAGUCGACCAAAGUGACCAAAUCCCACAAAAAGUCAGGAUCCAGCAAGAGCACUCCAGCUGGAGAGAGGCCGUACCGCUGUUCUGAGUGUGGAAAAGCCUUCAAAGGUUCAUCAGGGCUGAAGUAUCACAUGAGGGAUCACACCGGGGAGAGACCUUAUCGCUGCACUGAGUGUGGAAAGAGCUUCAAGAGAUCAUCAUUGCUUUCUAUCCAUCAGCGGGUGCAUACAGGAGUCCGGGCAUUCCAGUGCCCUCAUUGCCCUCUGACGUUCAAAUGGAGUUCUCACUACCAAUAUCACCUGCGACAACACACGGGUGAGAGGCCAUAUGUGUGUAAAGAGUGUGGCAAGUCUUUCAAAAACACCAGUUGUCUGCGUCGACAUAGUCAGAUGCAUUCUGGACUGCGGCCUCAUAUAUGCUCCAUCUGCUCCAAGUCUUUCUCCCAGACAUCUAAUCUCAAACAGCAUGAACGUACUCAUUCCGGUGAGAGGCCUUUUAAGUGCUCACACUGCAAUAAAAGUUUUACACACUCCUCCAACCUCCAGCUCCACCUUCGCACACACUCUUCAAGCAAGGACUACAAAUGCCCAUACUGCUCCAAGGAGUUUGUCAUGCACUCGUAUCUGCAGAGACACAUCCGCACCCAUGGCAGUGGUGUUUCCCUUCCCUGUUCUGGUGCUGGAAGCAAAGAAGGCGUGCCUGUGAAAGCAAGUGUGGGAGGAGUAACAACCACCACCACCUUGCUCAAUCCCAUCACCCUGAAAUCCUCAGGAAACAAUGGCAGUCUGAUUGUGUCCCAGCCAGCACUUAAUAUUCCCCCCAACAGCUCUCAGAAUUACUUUAUGAUUCAGACGGCCAACGGCCUGCAGCUUAUUCCUCUGUCCUUCCCUACACCCGUUCCCCCACCUCCACCGCCUCCGUCCCAGUCGCAAAACUUUCUCCUGCUGCAGUGUCCCUCCAAUAAUGGCAGCCAGUCCAGUCUGAUUCUCCUCCCUGCAGCAAACAACCCUCCACCAGCUCCAGAGUCUCAGUCCCUCCCUGUACUCCAGACUCUCCAAGCAUUCCAGCCUGUCCUCAACCAAACACAAACUCAGAUACCCCAGUUUACGACAGUAUCUCAGCAACAACAGACCAGAAUCAUAAUUACGAGCAAUAAUAACAAUGCACAAACCACUGUCGCCACACCAACUCACAGCCUCUCAGCCAGUUCCCUGCUGACCAAGCCCAUAUUAGGGAAGAGCACGCGGACAGCACGGGGCCGACGGGGACGCAAACCCAAAGCCGCUCUUCAGAAAUGUGCAGCAGCUCCUGUUAGUCAGACUGCAGAUGGAGCUGUUCCAGUAACAAACUGUGAUGUGACAAGCAGCCUCCAGACUGUUCCCGCUGCUAACGCUGCUACAGCGUCAUCGCCUUUGUCCACCCUUUCUCACUGUCCUCUGUCAACAUCUUCCUCUGCUAUGUCAACGCAGUCAUCCACCACUGUAACCCCCACAACGGACACCUCAGGACUCACGCCAGCUGUUUCCAUGGUUACAGCAGCCACAAUUUCAGUUUCUACUCCUGUGUCUGCUGCUCCAGAGGAGAAGCCUCUUUCUUCUGUGGAGCAAAUAAGAAGUGAAGAAACUAUGCUGGGGAAACAGUUAGUGUUGUGUUUUGAUAAUGAAGAACAUGCAAAGGAGGGAGUGAGUGUGGAGCAGGGUGGCGAGUCAUAUGUGUUACAGUUUGAGAGGAAUGCCUCUGGUGAGAUGGCAGACGGUGGAAUGAGCGGAGAGGGUAAAUCACUUGUGUUACAGUUCAAGAGAGAUGACCAAGGUGCAGGAGAAAAGAGUGGAGAUAAGGAAGGGAUGAUGUCACUUCUGCAUGACUGGGGUGGAGAAAAGCAGAGUGGGACACAGGUAGGAGGGGAGGGUGGCCAGGAAGAGUCUUAUGUCCUCCAUUUCCACACAGAGGCACAAGAUAGUAGUUCAUCCAGUGCUACCUUCAGCCAGGGGCAGGACAACAGCCUGCAGCUUUCCUGCACAGCUACCCAAAGUUUGGUACCCCUUGAUGGGCAGGAGGUGGUAUUCGAACUUGGGGAGGAAACCAAGCUGGAGCAGGAAGCUGAUGAGGGGAUGCAAAUGAUAGCACUGAUCGAAGGAGAGGGCGGCAUGAUGGGGGGAGAGGGGACGGGUUGCAAUAGUCCAAGUGGCACAGUUAAUGAGGAUGAAGGAGCCAUGGAAGGCAUAUUUCAGCUGGAAAAUGGUGAUGAAAUUGUUAUAAUUGAGGUCAGCACAAGUAAUUUAAGAGAAGACAGACUGGAGAGGGAGGAGGAGGAGAUCGUGAAAAGCAGUCAAGUGAAAUAUGAAAGUCCAACGGCAGACGUUAAGGAAAAGUCUGUGAAUGAACGCAACUCUACGGAAAGCACAGAGGUACAAAUAUCAGCUGAAGACACAAGAAACGGCACUAUAUCCUAACUCCAAAGAAAUAUAGUUCUCUAAUUGAGAACUAUUAGUGAAGAAGUGAAUGCCUCACUUUAUGGACUUUCUGUUAGCACUUUAGCCAGUAAGUUCCCCUGGAACUAAGAGAGAUCAGUUAGAUGAGUUGUGUGUUUGUAAUGCCAUGGUGCCACUUUCUAGAAAUGUUAUACAUUCAAAUGGGCUCUACAUGGACCUCAGAAUAUUCCUAAAUAUAUUAGUUAAAUUAUACUGUCAUUGGCAGUUUGUUUGUAAAGUAAGUAUGAUUUUGUGAAUAAAUGUUGUACAUGACCCACUUUCCUCACAAUGCUAAUAUUAAAUAGUAACUAAUUAUUAAUAAAUAUGUUAAUACCUUUCA